GUUCGACGAAAUUCUGAUGGAUUCCUAUAAGGAAAUGGAGCCAUGCAUUCUUGUCAACUAUUUAUUGAAACUAUGUGGCAUCAUCAACAGAGCGCUAAAGACAUUGAAAGUGAAAUCUUCACCAAAGGAAGUAGCAGAAGCAAGACUUGCUCUUUUCACAGCGGCAAGACACACGCUUGCUGCCGGAAUGAAUAUCCUGGGUCUUAGACCUUUAAAGAAAAUGUGAUAAUUUCAUUAGUAUUGAUACAAUUCAAAUGUGAAAUACAUAUUUAUGGACAUUUACAUUUGACCCAACAGUACCAUACUCAAUGUGGAGGAGGCGCUUUUCUCUGUAAAAUAAUUGAACAAAUUAAAAGUUAUAUAUAUAAUGCAAAA
Molecule: messenger RNA, 375 nt
Organism: Penaeus monodon (black tiger shrimp)
Lineage: Eukaryota; Metazoa; Arthropoda; Malacostraca; Decapoda; Penaeidae
Gene: ArgRS-m
Product: probable arginine--tRNA ligase, mitochondrial
Biological process (GO): mitochondrial translation; arginyl-tRNA aminoacylation
Cellular component (GO): mitochondrion
Molecular function (GO): ATP binding; arginine-tRNA ligase activity
Source: RefSeq, a predicted model, not a curated record